GGGGCAGCGUGGUUGCGCCGGUGCCCGGAAGCGGGUGUGACGCACCGCGGCGCUGAAGGCCUGCGCGGCGCCGGCCGCUCCCGCAGCUAUGGCGGCCCGGGAGCCGCUGCGGGAGCUGCGCGGGACGCUGUGUGCGGUGCUGGCGCGGGUCCGAGAGGGCGAACCGGGCGAGGGCCGCGAGCCGUUCGAGCUGUCGCGCUUCUGGGACGCACUGGGUCAGACAUUCCAAGUAACGUCACAGGAAGCUACAAAGCUGAGUCUGGCAUUCUCAGGGUCUGCACUGUCUGCAGAGGACUGCCAGAAGCUGAGUGAAGAUGUCCAAAGUGCUGUUAUUGCCGUUGCCACAGUGUACUACUGGCUCCCCAAGGGCCAAGGUACUACUCUUCGGAAGAUGGUACGAGAUGCCACCGCUGAAGUAGUGGAAGGAAUGAUCCAACUCAUAGAAACAAUUCUCAGUGCUCCAUUAGACAGGUUGUCUCAGGAACAGCUUAUAUCAACUGGUGGUGUGUGGGGGGCGUGUGAACAAGUGCCCAACCUGCCACGGGAUAACCAGGCAGCAGUUGCAUCAGUUUUGGCUGCAUGUCUGGGUGUGGUCAAGGAUGCUCUGGAAGAGAUGGAACAUGCUCUGGUGGAAGGGCAAGACCCCUACAGUGACAUCAUGGAAGAUGAAGAGCUGGGCUUUCGGGGCAACAGAGAUAUAUAUUGGUCAGAAGCUGACCGGAAGCUGCUUAGCUCCUGCAUGGGAUUAAUGAAGGCUUCUAAAGCUUGCCUGAAGAAGGUCUUGGGUGUAGUGAAGGCUCAUGGCAAAGCUGAUUCUCCAGACCAGAUCGCUCAGCUGGAUGAUAUUGCAGACAUUGCUAAUGAGAUCAGUCCAAGUGUUGAUGAGCUGGCACUGAGCAUGUAUCCACCUGUGAACGAGCUGGCUGUGCGACUCAAUGCUGCUAAAUUGGCCUCAGUAUUAAAGAAAGUCUUGGAGAUUACAAAGACAAGCCACGUAUGUCCACCAUCGGAGGAAGGCUGGGUGCAGUUUCUAACUGGGGCGGUAGAUCACAACAUGAACAAAAUCAAGAACUUCACACAGGGUCAGCUUUAGCCCUUCCAAGUCUACGUGUGUUGCUGCCACUGGCUCUGGCAUAUGCUUUUCCAGCAAAUCUUGCUGUUCUCCAGCUACUGGGAGAAUGAUGAGAACAACGUUUUUAGGAGAGAACUUUACUGCCACCUGGUAAAACUUUCCCAGGAAGUUGCCCUUUGCCAUUGCAGGAGGUGUCACUUUGCUUGGAUUCCUGGGAUGGUGCACUGCUGCAUCUUAAGGCUGUGAAUGUGCCCCAUUCUUCAGACCUUACAGCUACUAUGGGGUUCAAAGAACAAUAAAAUAUUGCUAGGUUUGCAUGAGUGGCUUUAUCUGUUUUCAGGUGGCAGAGGAUACAUACAGACAGAAAGAGCCGUGCUGCUUUUGCAAGCAGCCUGUAGAACCAUUAAAAAUAUGCAGCCCUACUGCUAUUUCCUGUCUAACCUUAGAGAAGAGUGAACUACGAAUCUCUUUUCUAUUUCCUCAGAAAGCAGUAGAAAAUAUUUAUUACUUUACCAACAUCAAGGAUCUCUAGGGGGAUGAGAGUAUAUCUCUAGAGAAAUGCUACAUCUGUCAUCACUUUAAAGUUCUAGGAUAUUCUUUUUUUUGCCACGGAUAGGAAAAGAUGACUAAGCAGUGGUUGGUUCAGCAUAUAUGUGUGGUGAGAAGUGCAGCACCUGCUUGAACACAUCUUUGUCACAGUGAGGUUCAACUUACAAAACUGGAGAGUGGGCAUAGUAGCAGAUGGGAGCAAGUUGAGUUUGUACAAAUAAUCAAAGUCAGACGUGGUUUUAAAUAUAACUUUAAUUAAACUGUUAAGAACUAUGCUUGCUGAAGAUCAGAGCACAGAUCAUGACCACUCUUCUGAAAACAGGACAGCAGGACCUGUUCUGAGCUGGGCAUCAGGCAGCUGCAACAUCGAUAGUUUUGUAGCUCUUCAGGUUCUGCAGUUGAAGGCAGGUAAGAUGUGCAGUGAGUCUUCUGGGCCCUGCUUGGAUGGGGGUGAGUGGGAUUUGCAGCUCUUGAGUGCUUUGGGGUUGCACAGGGCCGAACCUGAAAGGUGAGAAGGGAUGAUACAAGCACACCUCUUUGUAUUCCUGGUUCCUAGGAAAUGCGUUUGCUAGACAGGAGUGUGGUGCCAAAAAAUGAGAUGGGGGGGGAAAAAAAAAGGCAGACAAAUGCUAGCAGUUACCUGAACUACAACAAUGGAAUUGUGAUCUGACUGUAGUUUGAGAGGGAAAUAUGUCAGGAGGGUUGAACUCCCCAUAGAAUCAUCUAAGUUUACUUUGUCCUAAUGAAGCUUCUUGAGAGAAAUGUGUUUUUUUUCAUGUGAAGGAGAGCAUGCCUUUUUGGAUGACUCCUGGCUAUGUCAGGUUUGCCUGGUUCUUUAUGUGGAGAAGGGGAAGACACUUAAAAUUGUACCCAGGGACUCUCUUUAUUGGUGGCAGUGGGUAAUGGGUGGAAAGAGAUGUCACAGACAAUAAAGUUUUACCCCACUUACGGAUGUUCAAGUAGCUAGCUAAAAAGCAAUUGAUAUCUCAACAUCAAACAAUUUCUAAGUUUCAUAGCUCAUUUCAGUGCCCCAUAACUGUUGUGUUACUUAAUGUGUGGUUUUGCAUAAGUCUUAUGGUACUUCUCUUGUUACCCUUUUUGUUGGCAGGGGCCUUUCCUUCAACCUUUGGGGUUGAAACUUCCACAAAUAUUAUACUGGCUUCAACUAAUGUGUUACACAUCUAUUGAAAGUUAUGUUAUCUGGCUGUUUUUCUUUUCAGUGUGAAAAUCUUCUCUAUUUGUAAAUAAAGAAUGGGAUGCCUGGG
Columba livia (rock pigeon) is the source of this 2886-nucleotide messenger RNA. RefSeq names its product cyclin D1 binding protein 1 (gene CCNDBP1). Bases 89 to 1093 code for a protein of 334 amino acids. The transcript is spliced from 11 exons. The record is from RefSeq and is a predicted model, not a curated record. Gene Ontology annotation, biological process: regulation of cell cycle. Gene Ontology annotation, cellular component: nucleus. NCBI's taxonomy places the organism in Eukaryota, Metazoa, Chordata, Aves, Columbiformes, Columbidae.